This is a messenger RNA of Daphnia magna, 1544 nucleotides long. Its product is annotated as ras-related protein Rab-40B. Lineage: Eukaryota; Metazoa; Arthropoda; Branchiopoda; Diplostraca; Daphniidae. Gene Ontology annotation, biological process: protein localization to plasma membrane; intracellular signal transduction. The transcript has 5 exons. Gene Ontology annotation, molecular function: GTP binding; GTPase activity. The record is from RefSeq and is a predicted model, not a curated record. Gene Ontology annotation, cellular component: endosome; plasma membrane; synaptic vesicle. The coding region runs from base 347 to 1354 and encodes 335 amino acids.
GCUGUAGCAGCCAUUCGUAGUACUGGAAAGUUUCUGAAGGUUUUGUUGUGUUCUGGCUUUAGUUGAGAAGUGAAAAUAAUAAGUUUUGCCUUUAUCAAGAUUCUGACCUAUUAUAUUGUGGAGAAAACUCGGAACGUGUUUUUAAAACAAGUGCAGUAAUGCAGUGACAGAUUUCUCUUAAACCAACGUCUUUUUCACGUUGAUUUACUUAAACGUUAUAGUUACAGUGGUAACUAGGGCAGAAAGAAAGAAGUUUCUCCUGGUUCAAAACUUAGUUGAUCGCGAUCGGAUAGCUAACAAAGCCCUAUAGUGUCAAUGUUGUUUUGCAGGAAGUAGAUACUUAAAAAUGGUGCAGAUUCGUGUUCAAGGGGAAACGAUUGGGGCAUUCCCUGUCUCAGAUCUUCCUCUGCCAAUAGUUGAAACUGUAGAUGCAGCUACUCCUAGUGCCGUCUCAGAUCUUGUAGAAGUUGUUUCCACUUCACGAUUGAGGAGGAGUAGACAGUCUGCUAGCUUAUUACCAGUUCCCAGACCCAUCCCGACAAAUGAGACAAUCAGUCCUAUUCUAGCACCUCAACUCUCAGCAAAACCGUAUGAUUACCUGCUAAAAUUCCUCUUAGUGGGAGACUCUGAUGUGGGAAAGCAAGAAAUACUCAGCACAUUAGAAAAUGCAGCUUCAGACAUGCCUUUUUGUGCUGGACCAGUGCACAAAGUUACCACAUUGCUAGUAGACGGUAGGAGAGUUCGUCUUCAGUUGUGGGAUACAUCCGGACAGGGACGGUUUUGCACAAUAUUGCGAUCCUACUCUCGAGGUGCCCAGGGUCUCCUUCUGGUCUAUGACUUGACCAACAAAUGGUCUUUCGAUGGAAUUGACCGCUGGCGAAGAGAAGUCGAGGAGCAUGCUCCUGGCGUGCCGAAAGUUCUUGUUGGUAACCGACUUCACUUGGAAUUUAAACGGGCGGUAAGCGUUGCCCAAGCCGAAGCGUAUGCCCAGAGACACGGUAUGGCUUUCUUUGAAAUCUCGCCGCUGUGCAACUAUAACGUAGCUGAGUCGCUGGCCGAGCUCACACGCCGGGCGCUUAGGAGAAACGGGAUGGAAAGGCUGUGGCGGACGAAUCGAGUUCUCUCACUCCAAGAGUUGUGUUGUCGCUCAAUCGUCUCGCAGACCUCAGUCUAUACUAUAGAUCGGCUUCCUCUACCACCAACGCUUCACUCGCAGCUGCGUUCCUACGCACUUAGCAGUGGCUGUGCCCGUCACCAUCCACACCACCCUAACCAUCAUCAUGAGAUGAAGAUGGCCAUCAAAAAGUCAAGACUCAGUCAUGUACACGCAAAACUCACCUGCGUCAUUUCAUGAUUUCUUUGUCGCUUUUUUAUUUUUCUAUUGUCAAUAGCUAUCCUGAAAGUUUUACCAGCUCUUCUUUUUGUUGAUGAUUUUUUGUGCCCUAAUUACGUCAAUCCUCUCAGCGUGUUGCUAAACGAAUUUUUCCUCGUAUCUUUUUCGUCCUCUUCAGAAGGGAAAAUACAAAGGAGCUUAGAAGGCGAAA